UUCCUCUUCUGCUACGGAUGGAGCUGGAGCAACCCAUAUUGAGGACAACCUCCAUCAACGGCAUCAGGGAAACAAACACCAACAGCAAAAGCUCAUCCAUCCCAGCUGCAGCUGCUCGUCAAGCACCUGAUGACCCAAGACGCUGCUCCAAGUCGUUCGAGACAUUAUAUGCAGGCAUUCCGAUGAGCAACACAGAGAGCAAACUAUCCUGGCUACGCUCUCAGCUCAUCAGCGACGACCAGACAUUCAUCUCCCCUUAUGGAGAGCGUCGAGUCACCUAUGCAGAUCACACUGCCACGGGCCAGAGCCUCUGCUACAUUGAAAGUUUCAUUCUCAAUAAUGUUCUUCCAUUCUACGGGAACACCCACACAACCGACAGCCAAGUGGGUCAACGAACAACGAAGAUGGUGCAUGAAGCAACCGAGUACAUCAAGACUUGCCUAGGGGGAGGAGAAGAAGAUGCGAUCCUGUUCUGCGGCUCAGGAACCACGGCCGCAAUAAAGCGGCUCCAGGAGGUCAUGGGCAUUGCAGUGCCAUCAACUUUGAGGGAUAGGCUACUGAAGAGCCUCGAAAGUGAGGAGAGGUGGGUGGUUUUCGUUGGGCCUUAUGAGCACCACUCAAACCUCCUCUCGUGGCGGCAGAGCCUCGCAGAGGUGGUGGAGAUUGGUUUAGAUGAGAAUGGAUUGUUAGACAUGGAAGCUCUAAGACUCCAGCUAAAAUACCAUCAACCUGCCAAUCGGCCGAUGCUCGGUUCUUUCUCCGCUUGUAGUAAUGUCACUGGAAUUUUGUCCGACACAAGAGCUCUCGCCCACCUUCUUCACCAAUUUGGAGCAUUUGCGUGUUUCGAUUUUGCAGCAUGCGGUCCUUACGUGGAGAUCAACAUGAGAUCAGGGGAGACUGACGGCUACGAUGCUAUUUUUCUUAGUCCCCAUAAGUUUCUCGGAGGCCCUGGCUCCCCCGGUGUCCUGCUAAUGAGCAAGCGUCUCUAUCAGCUGGGAUCUUCUCCCCCAUCUACUUGUGGAGGUGGAACUGUUAAUUUUGUCAACAGCUUUAGGGAACAGGAUACACUCUACUUAGAUGAUGUAGAAGAAAGGGAAAAUGCAGGAACACCGCCAAUUAUCCAGACCGUCAGAGCAGCAUUGGCAUUCUGGGUAAAAGAAUACAUUGGUUAUGAAGCUAUCGAAACAAGAGAGCAGCACUACAUAGAAAAAGCACUUCAGAAGCUCUUGCCAAACCCGAACAUACUGGUUUUAGGAAAUACGAGCACGAAGCGACAAGCCAUUCUAUCGUUCCUCGUUUACUCCACUACCUGUUCAUCCUCGGGUGAUAUAAAAACAUGUAAUCCUGAUGGUGGAGAUGGAGAAAGCAGAGAGAAGAAGACACAUCGCAUGUGGGCAGAGACAGGGAGCAAGAGGGGUAAGCCCCUGGCGGGGCCUUUCGUUGCAAAGCUGCUCAAUGACCUGUUUGGCAUCCAGGCUCGAGGCGGGUGCGCUUGUGCUGCGCCCUAUGGUCACAGUUUGCUCGACAUUGAUGAGGCUCGCUCCCUCGCUUUCCGAAGUGCCAUUCAGAAGGGUUUUGAGGGAGUAAAGCCUGGAUGGACGAGAAUCAGCUUCCCCUACUACAUGUCUGAAGAGGAGUCAGAGUUCAUUCUAGCAGCCCUGGAGUUCGUAUCCAUCCAUGGCCAGAGGUUCCUUCCCUUGUAUCACAUCAACUGGAAAACUGGAAAUUGGACAAUCAGGAAAAAGGCUUUGAAGGAAACCCUAGUAGUUACCGGGAACACCCGCAAUUUCAGCAGCUUGCCCUUGGCCAGCACCCUGCAGGCACUAAAAUUAGACCUUGAGCCAAAAGAAAUUGAUUCUAAAGAGGUUCGGACAGCUUAUAAUUUCGCAACAUAUUUGGAAAUGGCGACAUACAUCGCGAGCCUUCUCCCAAGAUACCCCCGCCAGCGUAGGAUUCCAGAUGGCAUAGUGAUAGAGCCAAACCUCCUGCACUUUCGAGUCUAG
Molecule: messenger RNA, 2003 nt
Organism: Malania oleifera
Lineage: Eukaryota; Viridiplantae; Streptophyta; Magnoliopsida; Santalales; Ximeniaceae
Exons: 5
Coding region: 18-2003 (661 amino acids)
Source: RefSeq, a predicted model, not a curated record